This is a messenger RNA of Microcebus murinus (gray mouse lemur), 3102 nucleotides long. RefSeq names its product fin bud initiation factor homolog (gene FIBIN). Lineage: Eukaryota; Metazoa; Chordata; Mammalia; Primates; Cheirogaleidae. The record is from RefSeq and is a predicted model, not a curated record.
UAACAGAGACCUGGUGAGAGGUUUCUCUCCAAACUUGUUCCCUGGCUUCCAAGUGACGAAAUGAGCUGUAAUUUGAGAGCAGAGAGAUCCUCAGGAUAUCUGUAGCCAAAGGAAAAGCUCCACAUUCCCACCCAGUCCAGGAAUUGAAAUAGCAUCAGAGGGCAGGAGCCUUUCUCUGCAGCUACACGCUCGCUCCAUCUCCCAGGAGCAAGGGGGACUCGGAGAGUCGGGUAGCAGCGCCAGCGUCCUGCCUGCAGGAGGGGUCCCGCCCUCGCCUGCAAAUCGGCUCCGGGACAGCCCGCGCGGGGGUUGCAGCAGGGCAGCCGGCGCACAGCGAGGUGCACCCUGCGCGCUGCGGCACAGCCACAUGAAGCCUGCUGGGGAGCGGGGGCCAGGGUGCAGCCAGCCGGCCAGGACAGAGGCGGACGCCGCCGUCUCAGGGGGGCACUGACUCCCAGGGAGACCCCCUUCCUUGUGCCUGGGCGGACAGUCUUCUCCUGGGGUCCCCGGUCAUCCCGAAUGUCCAGAAUGGUGUUCCUGAAGUUCCUCUGGAUGAGUUUCUUCUGCUACCUGUGUCAGGGCUACUUCGACGGCCCCCUGUACCCGGAGAUGUCCAAUGGGACUCUGCACCACUACUUCGUGCCCGAUGGGGACUAUGAGGAGAACGAUGACCCCGAGAAGUGCCAGCUGCUCUUCAGGGUGAGUGACCACCGGCGCUGCUCCCAGGGGGAGGGGAGCCAGGCGAGUAGCCUGGUGAGCCUCACGCUCCGGGAGGAGUUCACCGUGCUGGGCCGCCAGGUGGAGGAUGCCGGGCGCGUGCUGGAGGGCAUCAGCAAGAGCAUCUCCUACGACCUGGACGGGGAGGAGAGCUACGGCAAAUACCUGCGGCGCGAGUCUCACCAGAUCGGGGACGCCUACUCCAACUCCGACAAGUCCCUCACUGAGCUGGAGAGCAAGUUCAAGCAGGGCCAGGAACAGGACAGUCGGCAGGACAGCAGGCUGAACGAGGACUUCCAGGGGAUGCUGGUCCACACCAAGUCCCUGCUGAAGGAGACGCUGGACAUUUCUGUGGGGCUCAGGGACAAAUACGAGCUGCUGGCCCUCACCAUCAGGAGCCAUGGGACCCGGCUGGGUCGGCUGAAAAAUGACUAUCUUAAAGUAUAGGAGGAAGGGCACAGAUGUGAGGGAGAGGGGAUCGAAUCAGCCUCACUGCGGAGGGUGGGAGAUAGAAAAUGGGGCUACAUUUCCCUUAUACCUAGUUUUUUUGUUUUUGUUUUUGUUUUUAAUAUCCAGAUUUGCACUUUGAGAAUGAAUCUGAGGUCAUCUUUAAAAAGAAAGAAAAAGUUUAGAGUUGAGUAAUAUUGUUUUUUGGUUUUGUUUUUGUACAUUAUUUAUGUGAUUGUUAUGGCUAUAUCACCUGGAAAGACCAAUUGCCAUUCCUAGAGGGCUUUAUAACUCUGCAGAGAUACUUGUUUCAGCCACAUCUAUAAGGACUCAGUUUAUGUGGUAGGGACUGAUUAAGCUUCUCCAUCUGGAGAUUAUGUGGAAAUAGCCAAAGAUUAUAAUGCGUAGCUCCUUUCGGCCUCCAGCCUUCUCUCUUGGGCUCUGAAAGCUGUCAGAGUUGCCUGUUUUUCAAAUGAGGUCCAAGGUGCUGCUCCGUGUGCCUGCCAGCUCAUGGCAGUAGCUUGUUUCUUCUCCUUUUCUCUCUUAUUUAUUAACCAUGGUCAGAGAGUUGGGUUUUUCUUUUUUUCUUUUCUUUUAAAGUAUUGUCAAGAAACUAUAUGCAAAUCGUCCUUUGCAAGGAGAUUUCUGAAGUGCUUCUGUGCCUAUGUGUAAGUUAAAGUGACCCCAUGUAAGAAGUUCAAGCUUUGCAGUGGUUGCACACUCGAGUGGAUGUGCCGAUUCUCUAUGCCUCUUAUUGUAUGUCUAUGCUUUGUCAUCAGUGCUACAGUAAAUUACAGAGAAGUAGAUAGAUUGCUUAAACAUAUCCCCAAAUACCUAUGAUUUAGAGUUCCAAUGUAUUCUUUCUCAUAUGGGGGUUUUGCUUCUGUUGGCUUAUUAGAAACUUGUACUUCAAGUAGGGAGAAUUCUAAUUCUAGUAACUCCUUAGCUAAGUUUUAUUAUGCAGACAAUAAAUAUGUUUUCAUAUAAUACUGGCUUAUUUUCUAAUUUACCUCUGUAACUUUCAUAUUUCCAAAAGGGACUAAUGCCAAAGGAGAGAUAAGGAUGGGAUUUAAGCCAGUUUACUUAGAGUAUAUGAUAAAGAAGGCAGAAGGAUAGCUACAUAUUUGGCAAUUUUCCUCUCCCCAGCCACCUUUACUAUUCUCAAAAGAAAAAAAAAAUCUAACCUGUGCCAGAACUUUAAAUUUGAUCUCUAUUGGUGUGCUUAAAAAUUCCCAUUUUCUCUAGUUUUUCUCCAUAGACUCACCUGGACAAGUUUAUGACAAAGCUCAUACCUGAUAUGCCCUCAUCCUGCAGAGAAGACAGUCUAUUCUACGUUAUGAGAACUACAAUGAUGCUUAAUAAUUUUAAAUCCAGGUCAACAUUAUUUAAUUAAUGGCUUAAAAAGUUGGAAAUGUACUUUAAUUCAUGUCUUGCCCUAGCCAGUCCUCACUCUUACCUUAAAUUUGCUUUUUAUUCACAUAGAUGCACGCAAAUACACACACACACACACACACACACACACACGAGAAAAUAAAUAAAUCUUCACAUUCUGGUCAACAAAAUCCAUUUUUUGUUUCCCAUACAUGAGGGAGCAAGGUUCCUAUUCCUAUGAAGUAUCCAAUGUUCUCUGGUAACAAUAGAGGAAAGCGAGGCCCAAAAUGGCUAAGUGACAUCCUCAGCUGGUUGCAACAGCCCCAGGUCUCUUGAAUUUAAGGCAGGACUUUCCCCAAAACUGUUCUUUUUCAAGGAUACUGAGAGAUGAGAGAGAGAGGCCUGAACCUUUGCUUAACUACCUAUUGUUUAAAAUAAAAAAAAAAAAACAAUGUAUGGAAUAAUAUUUAAAAUCAUUCAUAAUUUCUUUAGCUGCCUUCUAGAUUUAUAUGUGGGAAGAAGGUCACUUAAAAGUUUCUUUCUUUAUUCUAAAAAUGUGAAGAAAAA